UGAAUCGGCGCGCACCUGUUGAUCCGUACUGACCUACGCAAAGCGGCGCUCUUUUGCCACACGAAAUUCGCCUGGAAAAUCGGAAAGUGCGUUCACAGAAAUCCGGGAAAAGUCGCAGAGUUCCCGAGGGACUUUUCCGGUCGCUCCGGUCUUUAGACGAUCUUGAAAUGCGCGUGCGCACUUCUUACACGCUUAUAAAAGCAACGACAAGAUUCUUCAGAUUCACAAGUUGUUAGCACUCAGUUUUGAACAGAAGUGAAGUUGAAAUGGCACUCAAAUACGUCGUGGUGGCGGUCGUCGCAUUCCUAUGUGUGGAAGCCCUCAGCGCCCUCAGUCUACACAAGAGAUCCCUUGUGUCCAAUACAUCAGCCAACACAUCUGCAGAAGCCGAGGCGAAGGAGGUGUGUCAGGGACGAACGCCGUGUGGUUGGGCGGUUUAUAAUCGAAUUACUCGCUACAUCGACUACUUCAUGAAGAAUAAGUGUGAAUGCAGCAAAGAGAAGAAGUGCCUUCGUGACGACGACGAUAUCUCCAUAACCGCUUACGUCUACCGCUGCAAGAUCGACGACGGUUCGAAGAAUACUUCAUGAGAUCGACCGCCAUAGGCUAGUCUAGUACGUGACACUAAACGCCAAAAGGGCCUACCCUUAGAUUCUGCCUCUAUAGUAUCCAGUAUUUCAGACUUUAGUACUUAUGUAGCGCACGGUUCGUGCCGUUUUUACUUAAACCAAAAAAUCUUACAACUGUGCAAUAGUCGGGUAUUGCCGCCAUUUGUAAUUAGUUUAGGUACCGCAAUCUUAUUGGCUGAAUAGGUUUAGUAUUUGUAGAGUAGUGUUCAUAUAUUACUACCUGUGCUGUAUUUAUUUUUAUUUAUGUAUUUAUCUCAGUAUUUGACCCAUACUAUCCAAAUUCUCGAUUGUUUUUUUAUAACAAAACUGAUGCAAUAAAAUGUUUUAUCAUGUUUUCAUUGAUGUUAUUAAAACUCGAGCCCGGUU
This is a messenger RNA of Zophobas morio, 995 nucleotides long. RefSeq lists its product as uncharacterized. The record is from RefSeq and is a predicted model, not a curated record. The transcript has 3 exons. Lineage: Eukaryota; Metazoa; Arthropoda; Insecta; Coleoptera; Tenebrionidae. The coding region runs from base 267 to 590 and encodes 107 amino acids.